AGGAAACGCCGGACAAUCCAACUAUGGUUUCGCUAACUCUGUCUGCGAACACAUCUGUGAGUCCAGACGUAGGGAUGGAUUACACGGUUUGGCCAUUCAAUGGGGACCUAUCGGUGAUGUCGGAGUACUGGCCGAUUCAGAUGUCAUGAGUCCUUUGGCUGGGAUUGUGAAACAGAGAAUCAGCUCUUGUUUAGAUAUUUUGGAUAAAUUACUGCAAACACAGCAUUCAGUUGUGUCUUGUAUUGUGAGAGCCAAACGUCAGACUCAAUCGGGAUCUCGUGAGUCACGAAUAGUGGCGCAGAUAUGGCAGGCGUUGGGUAUCGACCCGAAGACAACACCAAAUCACUUAACUUUAGGUGAAAUAGGAAUGGAGUCUAUGUUUGCUGUAGAGCUGCAGCAGGGAUUGGAAAGGGAUUACGACAUCAAAGUGUCGUUAAAUGACAUCAAGAAUGUGACCGUAAAAAUGAUUAAAGACUUUGAGGCGGGAAAGACCAAUGAAUUGAAAAUGCUUACCGAAGAGUUUCGAGACUGUCGCUCAAAGUUAAGCAAAAUUAAGUUUUUAAUACCCACUGAAAGCUAUACGAAAUUAAAUUCAGUGAAAACCGGAAAACCCAUCUAUUUCUUGCCCCCUCUCGAGGGUAUAUUCUCGUCGUUAGAAGCGUUGGCCGCUAUGAUUGACAGACCAGUCAUUGGUCUCAAUUGGACUAAGAAUCUGGAGAAGAUGUCCGUCAAAGAGCUGAGUCUUUAUUAUACGGAUAUUUUGAAGACACUUCACCCAAAGGGUGAUUACGAUAUUUUCGGCCACUUUUAUGGCGCACUCAUUGCUGUGCAAAUGCUAAAGAAGGCACCGGUAGGUAAAGCUGUGAUCAUCGAUAUGUUGUCUGAGAUACGAAUGGAUGACGAGGUGUUGACCGACGAGUAUAUCAUGGAAUUGAUUAUCGCAUUCAUAGCCAAAGACUUGCCGCCAGUAGUGAGAGAUAAGAUCAAAAGGGACUGCAAUUCAAAGCCU
This is a messenger RNA of Oppiella nova, 1009 nucleotides long. NCBI's taxonomy places the organism in Eukaryota, Metazoa, Arthropoda, Arachnida, Sarcoptiformes, Oppiidae. The record is from the annotation of a GenBank genome assembly.